Molecule: messenger RNA, 3886 nt
Organism: Ilex paraguariensis (yerba mate)
Lineage: Eukaryota; Viridiplantae; Streptophyta; Magnoliopsida; Aquifoliales; Aquifoliaceae
Source: the annotation of a GenBank genome assembly
UUCACUCCCUCGGUCGCACAGUCGACGAUCGACUGAGUCGUCUCACCAUCUCUUCUCAGCUCUGUCAGUCUCAAGACUCUCAAGUCUCGCGCUUCUCUCCCUUCCGCGACCGCAAACCUCGCAUCAAACUGCUGGGUCUACGCUGAAUAUGCAUGGUGUAUUUGUAGCUCCAAUAUUGGUAAUUUUCAACACUGACCCAUAUCAUCCUCGUCAGAUCAGAAGAAUAAAGGACAUUGUAGCAGCUCAGAUAUGCAAGGAUGAAGACACUCUUGAGCAAAAAAGGCAUUUUAUUUCAAUAUGAUCCGAAAUUCUCUCACAUAUUUGGAUCGUGUAAGAGGUUCUCAACCUCAUGUAAUGGACCUUCUGCUGUGGAUGGGAGAGCUGCUCCUUUUGUUGACUGUGUAAGGCAAGGGGUGGAUAACGUGUGUCGGAUCUUGGAAACUGGUCCUUGGGGACCUUCCCUGGAGAGUGCUGUAUCUGUAUGUGAUGAGAAACCUCACACAGAAUUAGUCAUUGGGGUCUUAAGGAGGCUGAAGGACGUCAAUCUAGCAGUAAACUACUUUCGAUGGGCUGAAAAACAAACAGACCAAGCACAUUGUCCAGAAGCAUACAAUUCACUGCUUAUGGUAUUAGCCAGGAGUAAAAAUUAUGAUUGCCUGGAACAAAUUCUGGAAGAAAUGAGUCUAGCUGGAUUUGGCCCAUCUAAUAACGCUUGUAUUGAGCUGGUCGUAAGCUGUGUCAAGGCUCAGAAACUAAGAGACGCGAUUAAUCUUAUCCAAACCAUGAGGAAAUUUAAAUUCCGACCAGCAUUUUCGGCUUAUACAACUCUAAUUGGUGCUCUGUCUGCAGUUCAUGAACCUGACCUCAUGCUUACCCUCUUUCACCAGAUGCAGGAGCUAGGUUAUGAAGUAAGUGUGCAUUUAUUUACAACUCUCAUUCGUGUGUUUGCCAGGGAUGGUCGGGUUGAUGCUGCUCUUUCCUUGUUGGAUGAGAUGAAGAGCAACUCGUUUGAUGCUGAUAUUGUACUCUACAACGUUUGUAUUGAUUGCUUUGGCAAGAUGGGCAAGGUCGAUAUGGCUUGGAAAUUCUUUCAUGAGAUGAAAGCACUUGGGCUCAUGCCUGAUGAUGUGACAUAUACUAGCAUGAUAGGGGUUCUUUGCAAAGCUAACAAACUAGAUGAAGCUGUUGAUCUAUUUGAGCAGAUGGAGCUGAAUAGGGAAAUCCCAUGUGCAUAUGCUUAUAACACCAUGAUCAUGGGUUAUGGAUCAGCUGGAAAGUUUGACGAAGCCUAUAACUUACUUGAGAGGCAAAAACAUAAGGGAUCCAUUCCUAGUGUGAUUGCAUAUAAUUGUAUUCUUACUUGCCUUGGGAGGAAGGGGAAGGUAGACGAGGCUUUGAGAAUCUUUGAGGAGAUGAAGAAAGAUGCAGCGCCAAAUCUUUCAACAUAUAAUAUUCUUGUGGAUAUGCUUUGUAAGGCAGGGAAACUUGAGACUGCUCUUGAGAUUCGGGAUACAAUGAAAGCAGCUGGCUUGUUUCCUAAUGUAUUAACGGUGAACAUAAUGAUUGAUCGACUGUGUAAGGCUCAAAAGCUUGAUGAAGCUUGUUCUAUAUUUGAAGGAAUGGAUCAUAAGGUGUGCACGCCAGAUUCAGUUACUUUUUGUUCUUUGAUAGAUGGCUUGGGCAAAUGCGGCAGAGUAGACAAUGCUUACAGGCUAUAUGAAAAGAUGUUGGAUUCUGAUCGGAUUCCAGAUGCCAUUGUUUAUACAUCUCUAAUAAAAAACUUUUUCAAAUCUGGGAGAAAGGAGGAUGGUCACAAAAUUUACAAAGAAAUGGUCCGUAGAAGUGUUUCUCCAGACCUAACGCUCCUCAAUACGUAUAUGGAUUGUGUUUUCAAAGCUGGCGAAACAGAGAAAGGCAGAGCUUUGUUUGAGGAAAUUAAGGAUCAGGGGUUCAUUCCAGAUGUGCGGAGCUAUUCUAUACUAAUUCAUGGCCUAAUAAAAGCUGGUUUCGCGCGUGAAACCUAUGAGUUGUUCUAUGCAAUGAAGGAACAGGGAUGUGUCCUGGAUACCCUUGCUUACAACACUGUUAUUGAUGGAUUCUGCAAAUCAGGUAAGGUGAAUAAAGCUUACCAGCUCCUGGAGGAAAUGAAGGGGAAGGGUCACCAACCCACUGUAAUUACCUAUGGCUCUGUCAUUGAUGGGCUUGCUAAGAUUGACAGGCUUGAUGAAGCUUACAUGCUCUUUGAAGAAGCGAAAUCUAAUGGAGUGGAGUUAAAUGUUGUUGUGUAUAGUAGUCUUGUUGAUGGGUUUGGGAAGGUUGGCAGAAUCGAUGAAGCAUAUUUGAUUUUGGAAGAGUUGAUGCAAAAAGGUUUAACACCUAAUGUGUAUACAUGGAAUUGCUUGCUUGAUGCAUUAGUAAAGGCAGAGGAAAUUAAUGAAGCGCUUGUUUGCUUUAAUUCAAUGAAGGAGUUGAACUGCAUUCCCAAUGCAAUAACUUACAGCAUUCUCAUAAAUGGUCUAUGUAGGGUUCGAAAAUUCAACAAGGCCUUUGUUUUUUGGCAGGAGAUGCAGAAGCAAGGGUUAAAACCCAACAUUAUAACCUACACUACCAUGAUAUCAGGGCUUGCAAAAGCUGGAAAUAUAUUAGAGGCUAAUGGCCUAUUUGAAAGGUUCAAGGCAAAUGGAGGUAGACCUGAUUCUGCUUGUUAUAAUACUAUAAUAGAGGGCUUGAGCAUUGCCAAUAGGGCAAUGGAUGCAUACUCACUAUUCGAAGAAACUAGAUUGAAAGGUUGUAAUAUAUAUACCAAAACUUGUGUUGUUCUCUUGGAUGCACUACAUAAGGCUGAGUGUCUCGAGCAGGCAGCAAUUGUGGGUGCUGUGUUGAGGGAAAUAGCAAAGUCUCAGCAUGCGUCGAGAUCCUUGUAACAUCUGAGUUGUAUUUCUUGUUAGCUACUGAGGGAUUGAUAUGUUGUGUAUUGGUCUAUUAGAUGAGGUCCUUCUCAUUUUUCCCAAACACUCGCCCCAGUUUCCUUUUGAAGAUUAUUCUUGAUGUUGUUGGUUGCUUCUGAAUCAAAAGUGAUUCUUUGCUCUGAUCAAUAAUGCCCCUGGGUGAGUGAUGUGUUAGUUUUGAAACUCCACUUUUACCUGGUUAGCAUGGUCACUGACAUGGGAUCUUCACUGGUGUUCAGUGAGUAUACUUCAUUUCCAGACAUUCUUGACAUUGCAUGGUUGCUUCCUUUCCUUACUUGAAUUCUUGGGUUCGACCAUACCUGUUCUCCGAGGAUACCAACUGUUCUUAGUUAAAAUGGCUUCAGUUACUUCUAUGCAUGGAUUUUCAUGAGCCCUUGAAAAGGUCUCCAUGCAUUGCAUUGAUUCGCUCCUUGAUACAAGCUGGGAAAAACACAUUGUAUUUUUGGCAGAUAGGAAGGAUAAGUAGUAUUCAGCAUGACAUCACAUGAAUGUAUAUGGAGAUAGUAGCUCAAUUGUUGGCAUCAAUGUGGACAUUUGGUACUAUGGUCUCGUCCACAGCUUACGCAUCAAGUUAGGGGUUAAGUUCUGUAAAACUCCAAACAACUACCGAUCAAGACCUGCAAAUUUGCUGACCUGCAUCUUCAGCCGCGGUCAUGGUCAUUGGAUUGUUUAACAGUAACAUUAGCGCCACGUCUUGGUGUGCUGGUCACUUAUGUCCCAGGAUGUUACAAACAUUAUCAUGGGUUUUAUUUGCUUAAUGCAUGUUGCUCUAAUGAAACUCUCCCCCAUGAUCCUGUGUUACUGCUACAAAGCUUUCCUCCUGUUAGUGUUCUGAACUGGAAUUCAUUCGAGGCUUGUCCUCCUGGUAAGUAGGUUACUGUUUGCUUGAAUAAAAUUUGGCAAAAGUGAUUAGAACU